AUGGAUGAAAUCGAAAAUAUCUUAGAAAAUCCAAGAGAUAUUUAUCUAUUUCAACUUCCUGGUAUCCAAGAAGAUCAAAUUCUUCACGUAAUAAGGAAGAAAUAUAAUCAAAAAAAUUCUAUUCAGUCAAUUGCAAAAGAAUUACAUAUUCGCAAAACCAGAUUAAAAUCCAUUUUUACAGUUCUUAAAUUACCACUGAAACCACAUGGUAGACCAAAAAAACCUCAAAAUCCAGAAAUUAUUGAAAAAAUUGUCACGACAAAAACAUGUUUUGAUGUCGGAUACAAACAUAUCAAAGAUUCAUAUUUUAUCGAUGAUAAAAAUGUUACUUAUCAUGAUGUAUAUAAAAAUUUUCAAGAUCAAUAUUUAUUUACUUUUCAUCGAAAGCAAAAAGAAAGACACGAUAAUGAGUAUGUCGCACAGUAUAUAAAUCAGAUGUGGCACACCGAUCUCAAAUACGUUAAAAAUUACGAAGGAAAUUUUUUAUAUUUAAUUGCGUUUAUUGAUGAUCGUAGCCGUUUUAUUAUCGACUACGAUAUUUUACCCACAAAAGAAAUGAAGCACACAGCCCAUUCAUUUCGUCACGCAUUAUCCAAAGCUCCCACAAUUCCGCAUACCAUUGUCACUGACAAUGGCACCAAAUUCGUCGGGAAGGACUUUGAACAAGUCUGCCAAGACUUCCAGAUCCAACAUAACACCACUCCUCCUUAUACACUGGAGGAGAAUGGUAAGAUCGAAAGAAGUUGGCAGACUUUGUUCAAAACCAACCCCGGCGUUCAGUAA
Molecule: messenger RNA, 783 nt
Organism: Trichomonas vaginalis G3
Lineage: Eukaryota; Parabasalia; Trichomonadida; Trichomonadidae
Product: transposition
Exons: 1
Coding region: 1-783 (260 amino acids)
Biological process (GO): DNA integration
Molecular function (GO): nucleic acid binding
Source: RefSeq, a predicted model, not a curated record